Molecule: messenger RNA, 6499 nt
Organism: Eriocheir sinensis (Chinese mitten crab)
Lineage: Eukaryota; Metazoa; Arthropoda; Malacostraca; Decapoda; Varunidae
Product: 2-oxoglutarate and iron-dependent oxygenase domain-containing protein 3-like
Exons: 8
Coding region: 273-1214 (313 amino acids)
Cellular component (GO): membrane
Molecular function (GO): iron ion binding; L-ascorbic acid binding; oxidoreductase activity, acting on paired donors, with incorporation or reduction of molecular oxygen
Source: RefSeq, a predicted model, not a curated record
GACCAAGAGCCACCUGACGACACCUGUGACAUCAAGAUCAAGUAAACAGAGGCACGGGUGAGAGAGAAGAGGAAAAAUAAAGAAGUGAGGAAAGCUAUAUAUUGUAACGCCAUGGAGGAGCGAAGUGCGUGAACGAGCAGAAGAGAGGACCAAGAGGAGGAGGAGGACCCAUAAAGCGAUACAGAAGCAAGAAAAUAUACUCCCCCCAAGUUUAACUGGAGGGCAAUAAAAGAUUAGCCUGAAAUAAAAGUUCCUUGUAUCACUGGGCCAUCAUGACUGUUAAGCAGAGAAAUAAUCGAAAGACUCCUGGAAACACCAAACCUCCGACCAAAACGGAUCCUAAGAAUGGAUCAGAAAAGGUGAAUGUGCGAUCAGGGAUCCGAAUUGACUGGCGCCGAAUCUUUACUCGUCUGGUGAUGAUUUCUGCAAUCAUGGUGGCUGUUUACUUCAGCAAAGCAAAUAAGAUGGUCUUGUUUGCAAAACAAGAUGAGGAAAUCACGAAGAAGUCUGUUGAAAUUAGCUGUUCUGAAGACUAUGCUGAAGAACUGAAACAUUUUCAGGGAUGCACUCCCAGAAAGUGUGGUAGAAUGGUGUCUGAUAUACUGGUAAAACCGUCCGAAGUAGCAGCUCUCCGUAACAUUGCUGAGCGAGGCCUUGCUCUUGGAGGCUCCUCAGGUGGGGCCUCCAUCCUAGACUUACACUCGGGAGCUUUAUCAAAAGGCAAUGCAUUUGUUAACAUUUACAAGCUUGAGUUAUCAAAAACUGUUUUCACAAGUGAAGAUUUCAAGAUAUAUAGCCAUGUAAAAACAAAAAUCCACCAUGCCAUAGCAGACCACUUUGGAAUAGACAGAGGACAGCUGUACCUCACUCACCCUACAUUUUUCUCAAGAAUCACGCCAGCUCCUGCACAAACUAUACACGAUGAGUACUGGCACCCCCAUGUUGAUAAGGAAACAUAUGAGUCAUUCCACUACACAUCACUGCUGUACUUGGCUAAUUAUGGUCAAGAUUUUGAAGGAGGACGAUUUGUAUUCAUUGACAGAGACUCCAACAAAACAGUGGAGCCCCGGCAAGGUCGGGUGUCUGCCUUCACCUCUGGCUCAGAGAACCUGCAUUUUGUAGAACAAGUUACAAGCGGGACCAGGUAUGCUAUAACAGUCUCCUUCACUUGUGAUCCAAAGCAUGCUAUUGAAGAUCCUAAAUUGCAAAGAUAAUACAAUGCCAGUCACUGGAAAUAGUUAUAUCUUUUAGUUUUGGGUUAGAAAGUUUGGUUUUGUACUUUGUUUGGUAAGGGUCACAACACAGUGGGUGUUUUAUGUGUUCUAUCAUAAUGAAAACAUGUAUCUCACUAACUCAUCACCUAUACAUUCCUUGACAGUUCCUCAAAUCUAAAGGUUUCUUUAACUAUUAGUUACUUUAUAUUGUACUGAUGUUUAUAUUGAUUCAAGUAAUAUGUUAAGUGUUAUGUAUGUUAUAUUGUGGCAUUGGUUUAUUGUCCUGCCUUAGAACAUUUCAAUAUUGUAUCCUAUUCCUACUGGAAACAUCCUUCUAUCGCUCAUUGCCUACUUUAAUCUUCAUUUAUUAAUAUACUAGAAAUCAUCUGCAUUCCCCAUCAUCACUGCUAGUGCUACUGAGGUAGAGUCAGCUAUCUGGGUGCUACAUUAUGGGGUGGUUCUCUCCCUCACCAUAUCAGCUUGGCAUAUGUCAUACUGUUUUCCCUACACCCUCAUGGUACCCUGCCUUACCAUUGUGUCGUAAGACCUUUGAUGUCUGGCACAUUUCAAAUCUCUACUAAUUGACUCACUCACAAAAGAUUUAAGAGAACCAGAAUUGGGAAUAGAGGAGGCACAGAAAGAAAAGAGGCAGAAGAACCAGAGUUGGGAAGCAGGGAAACAACAGGAACUUAUGAGAAAAAAGAAAGAUGAGGGGAUAGACAAGAUAUGAGGGAGUCAGUGGUGCCAGGAGGUAAGGGGUGGUCGAGAAGAGAUUUUGUAGCAGAUAAAGCAGUGGAGGGAAGAGAAGGGGAAGGAGUGGAGAGGAAUGAAAGGAGGGGAAGGGGGAGUAAGUUGAGAAUUGGGGAAGGAGAUAGUGGAGUAGGAGGAUGAUCAGGAGGGGGUGGUGAGCCUAAGGGUGGGUAGUUGGUGAUCUCCAAGAGGCUCAGGAUGUUCCAGGAGCCGACAUGUAGAACCCUCUGAAGGUUUAUCCCAGGCUUGGUUCUGCGGGCGGGAGCCAUUUCUGCACCUUCCUGGCCACUCCCAAAACAAAGAGAGGGCUUAGAGUGCCCUUCCUCCUUUGAAAUGCAAGUGUCCCCUGUCAUUGACGGCAGGCUCACUUGGCCCCCAGUAAAACCAGACUAGGGUCAAGGCUCACACCGCGGCCCUGACCUCUUCUGCUUGAUUUGUUUUUGGCAGGGUACGGUAUGAUGACAAGAAGUUUGGACAUGGUGGGGGAUAGGAUCACAUAGGUCGCUUCCCUAACAGUCCUAAAUAUUUACUGACCUGAGACAAAAUAAUGUAAGAUACACUUUGUUGUUUUUAGAAAACAUGUGCUGUUAUUUUUAUCCUAGGAUUGCUUUAUAAGUAUGAGCCGUUGUAUCUAUAUCCUGUAUAAAUAUCAAAUCUUCAGUAGCUUGAAAAUUCAAGGCAAUACAAAUUUACAAUAUAAACUAUCUUUUUUAUUAUACACAAGAGUAGUCUUGUGUUUUAAAUAAAUUAUAAAAUAUCUCAUAAAAAACUUACAUAAAAAAUGGAAUAAUAACAAUAUAAGGAUUCAAUACAUUAUAAAUGGAUAUAAGAAAGGCACAUAUUAUGGCAAUAGCGUCAGUAUAACCACACUCAUCAUUCUAGUGGGAGUGUCCUUUGGAGAAUAGUUUGCCAAUAUUUAAUUUUUUCAGUUUUGUAAUGGUAAAAAUAUUAUACCUGUGUGUGUGUGUGUUUGUUUAAAAAGAAAGACAUUUUUAUUAAACUUAUAAAAAAAAAAAAUGGUGGUGACAAAUUAGAUUACUUGAAAAGUCUGUAACAAGCUGUACAGACUGUUCAGGUCAAUGAGGUGGUCACUGGCCCCACCCUGUGCCUUCCCCGGCCCCUUGAGGUACAGCACCAGCUCUGCCACACUGCAGGGCUCCAUAAGGCACCCCAAUUAACAUACAUGUGUUGGCACUCUUAAAAAUUGAGCACAGUGACAUAGUCAUAUAUAUCUGGUUCAGCUGUUUGUAGGCUGCAAAUUGUAUUUCAGCAAUGUAUUAUUAUUAUAAUUCUAUGCCACUUCCAUGGCAAAUAGCUAGAGUUCUGAGUAAUAACAGCAGCUACUGUAACAUCUCUGUAUUCUUAGAAAUAUCAGCAUUUAAAAACCUUUAUAUGCUUAUUUCAGCUUGUCACUCAGACUUAGUGGAAGUUAUACAUGAAAUUAAUUACUGUUUUGACCAUAUCAGGAUCUACAAAUAUAAGGAUACUGCAAUCACCCAUACAGCCUCAUGAAAAUUCCAUCCAUGUCCGACACGAGGCAGCCAUCAGCUGUUUGAAUAGCGCUCACCUGAGAGGGAGGCUCAGAAUGGAGCUUCUUCAGGGCUUGGUAAGCAGGCUGGAGGUCAUUUGCAUUUAAAUGGCCCUAGACUUCCUCAGCGAGACCCCUGACAUACCUCUCCUUGUCUCUCCUCAGGAGAACUCUAGUCCUACAUGACAGGACCCUAUAUUGGUUCUGAUUCCCAGCAAGCCUGGUAGCGCGACUUCUCAAUAUUCUCCAGUGUCUCCGCCAAGGCAAAACCACUCCUAGAUCUCAGGCGCUCUUCAAUUCACUCCUUGGCAGUUCAAAGUCUCACGUUUGAAGGUAUCCCACAGUUCUACAGGGUCCUCAAGGGUGCUGAGCACACUGAACUGCUUUGAGACUGUUACUGCAUACUCCUGAGCACAUGCCAGGUGUUUCAGCCUCUCGAGAUGGAACACAGUAUUGUUGCAUCUCGAGAUUCUUCUUGACCUGACAUGAAGCUUGAGUGUUGCAACAACAAGCCUAUGGUCAGUUGCAAAGAACUCAGAACUCUGGUAAACCCUGCAGUUUUGAAGGACCCUCCAAUGAGUACUUAUGAGGAUGUGGUCAAUCUCCUUAGCUACCCCUUUGGCAUCACUAUGCCAAGACCAGCAGUGUAGCUCAGGCCUCUGGUACCAAGACCCUGCAAUUCUCAACCUACUGGAUCUUGGAAAAUUCAGGAGGAGAGAGCUGUUGAUAUUCUUGGCACCAAAACCAUGGGGACCAACUAAUAGCUCGUAGGCAAUCCUGUCAGUGCCAGCAGUAGCAUUGAAGUCACCCAAGACAAUGAGUGUCCCGGGCAGUGCAACACUGCAACAAGACAUACAGUCCAGUGUGUGCUUCAGCCUCACUUGCAUCAUACGCUCAUCUGGUUAUGACGGUGUUAAAACUGAAAACAACGGACACUGACUAUCAUUGCCUGACAUUUCUUUCUCUUCUAAAGAUGGCUCACUUUAUUAUAUUGUUUGAAGCCGAUAUUUUCUGAACAUAACACAUUUUUGUCAUAUGACUAAACAUUACAGGUGUUAAAGGCACCUAAUACAUAUUAUACAGUGAGUUCACACUUCUCACAAUUUAUAGGGUCAAUGAAAAUAUUAUACGUGAGGUAAAAUAGUGAUAAAUAUGCCAUUGAAGCAAUGGAGAACUAGGUAUUGGGGUCUGGGGUGCAUUUAAUGCUGUCAUUGAGUCAUAAUAUCAGUUAAUUUUAUGUACAAGUACCUAACCUAAGCUUUGGAGUUUGUUUAAUCAAUCUAUGGGUACUGCUUUGACCUCACAUACCACACACACCCAUCCCCCUUGCUCAAGGGGAGGACAGUAACUGCUUUGUGUCACUGGAAUAAUCUUUUGGCCUGGGCAAGGCUCAAACUCCAACUUCACCCUACCAGGAAUCACCCUGUGAAGGCAGAGCCUUAGUCAACUGCACCAUGGGAGCGAUGUUACAGUGUGGCACUAUUAUGAGUGCUCUGGGUGUGAGGAGAGCCUAGGUUAGAUCAAUCUGAGGCAGGAAGGGGUAUUUGGAGGCCCACAAGGGGCACCUGAGGAACAUGGCGAGGACAGAGUAGGGGAGAGGCCCCUGACUGUAGGCUCAAGAGUCACAUGUCUGACUAUACAUGGAUAAGGUACACUUGUUGGAUAGUCCAAUAAUUGCACCCCAUCCUUAGUCAUUUUGUGUGCCACCUUUGUAUAUGAAAUUGCAAUUAUUGUACCCUGCAAAUAUUAUGCCCUAGCCCAUGAGCAGAAUAACCAGGCACACUUUGGGAACUAUUGUGAGUAGUGUAAUCACAAGAACUGUAUUUUUGAAGUGUGAACUCAUUGUAUAAACAUUUUACUGAUAAUGAUGUAUGCAUAUUUCUAUUAAUAGUUUCAGUAACAAUAUAUAAAUAUACAAAAGUAUGUUUUACAGUGCACAACUAAAUUCAAAGAAUGGACGACAAUGACAAAUUUCAUAUGACAUAUUUCAUAUAUGUAUGUAUGUAUAUAUAUAUAUAUAUAUAUAUAUAUAUAUAUAUAUAUAUAUAUAUAUAUAUAUAUAUAUAUAUAUAUAUAUAUAUAUAUAUGCCAAGUGUUCAACAAAUAUGUAAAUCCUGUAAUAUUUUUUCAAAGUAACUGAACAUGUACAGUGGUGGAUAUGACAAAAUGUGAAAGACAUUUAACAAAAUGCUGUUCCCAAAUGUGGAAUACAUUGCAGUCAUACCUAGUGCAGAAUAUUGUUAGAAGAAAAAAUAACAUGAAAUCCCAUUUACUGUGGAAAUGAAAAACAUGUAAACAUCCUAGAGGUCAGUAAUUAUGACAGAAAAAGAGUAAUCUUCAUGAAAAUAUGCACCACUUUUUUUUUCAAUUUUGGACCUCCAACAAACCACAAUGGGCUGGGAUUUAUAUGGCAGUUGUUGCUUGGUCAAGGGAUGGGUGGAAGAAAAGCCAGAAAAUUAAAGCCCACACAUCAUGGUGGAAAUGCAUCCAAGACAUUAAUGAUAACUUAAAAAAUUUUGGUGCUCAAAAUGGUUAUUGGAAGCCUUUCUGUUGCUGAAUCUAAAAUUGUAUUGGAGUUUUCAUUAAACACAUUACCAUGACCUUUGGCAUAGAAAAUAAUGGUUAUUGCUUUACCAUAACUUCCAGCCAUAUAAAACAAGUGUGUUGAUACAAUUGUUCAUAAAUAUAAAAAACUUAGUGUUGUUUUCCUCUGGAACAAUUUUUUUAAAUACAAGACAAUGUUGUAAGACUACUGUAUUCACAUUAACAAAAAGUUACUGCAGAAAUACUGAGUAUAUGGUUUACUUACAGAUUAUCAUGUAUACAUUUCACAAAAAAAAAUUUAAUUUGAUUGAUUUAGUGACAAUGCCAGUUAAUAAAGAAGAGGUGAUUCCAUGAAUGUUUAUCUUGUGUCAUGUUAUUCAUGUGGGAUUGCUGCACUGACCGAUUGAAUUGUGAAUGAAGCUUUUCAAAAGAAUUUUGAUAUAUUAAACAAACUGAAAAACUA